Molecule: messenger RNA, 1869 nt
Organism: Zasmidium cellare ATCC 36951
Lineage: Eukaryota; Fungi; Ascomycota; Dothideomycetes; Mycosphaerellales; Mycosphaerellaceae
Exons: 2
Coding region: 1-1869 (622 amino acids)
Source: RefSeq, a predicted model, not a curated record
AUGUCUACCUUCACUCCCUUCAGGCUCUUUACCCCAUCACCCAUUCUCGGAUAUGGCUACAACAUCGAUGAGUUCUGGAACGCCGUCGAUGAUCAGCCUGCAGCCAUCAUCGUUGACGCCGGUUCCACCGAUCCCGGACCGUACAUGUUGGGCACAGGCAAGACGCUGUGUUCCCGGCAGUCCUACGUUCGUGACCUGACGCCCAUUCUCGAAGCGUGUGCCACUAGAGGCAUUAAAUUUAUCGUCAGUUCUGCCGGUGGCGCAGGAACCAACGCUCAGGUCGACUUCACCAUCGAUAUCAUUACCGACAUUGCCAAACAGCGGUCGUGGUCGUUCAAGCUCGCCACCAUCAAAUUUGAUGACAAACGUGAACAAAUCCAGUCCAGGGAAAGAGCCGGGCAGAUCAAACCGUGCAGCUCCGCCCCGCCUCUGGCUGCCGGAGCUGUGCAGCGAGCAACGACCAUAGUAGCCCAGAUGGGGGCGGAGCCCUUCAUGCAAGUAUUGCAGGACAACACGGUCGACAUCAUUGUCGCCGCUCGCUCGUACGAUCCGGCCCCCUUCGCGGCUUUCUGCAUGGUGCGCGGCGUUGAAGAGAGCACGGCUUGGCACGUCGGCAAGAUCAUCGAAUGCGGCGGUCUCUGUGCAGUCCCCAAAGGCCGCUCAAUUGUAGCAACAAUGCACAAAGAUUUCUUCGAGCUGACUCCUACCGAUCCCACCCAGCGCUGCACACCCGUGUCCGUGGCCGCUCACACGCUAUAUGAGAAGACCAGGCCAGAUCAGCUACCCGGUCCUGGUGGCGUGCUUCACCUGGAUGCAUGCACAUACAGCGUCAAUCCGGAUAACCGCACGGUUCGCGUUCGAGGCUCGCGCUUCGUGAAGUCUACCCAAUACGAGAUCAAGCUGGAGGGCGCCGAGCAUGUCGGCUAUCGAACUGUCUAUAUCGGAGGUGUUAGGGAUCCCAUUUUGAUCAAAGGCAUAAACGAAUUUCUUAGCACGGUGAGGAGGACCACUCUCGAAGCAUUUCCUGACUUGGGGGCCAAGGACGGCCCCCAGUUGUUAUUCCACGUUUACGGCAAGAACGCCGUCAUGGGCCCGCUCGAGAGCGCAUCAAAUUCCGCUUACGAAAUUGGUGUCUUGGGUGAGGUGGUCGCCAAAUCACAGGAUCUGGCAGACGCAAUAGCAGGGUUUUCAAGAACUGCCCUGCUUCAUGGCUCCUACGAGGACCAACUGGCGACCGGCGGGAAUAUCGCGUCGCCACUAACGCCACUAGAGGUGUCGUUGGGCGCGGUGUUUUAUUUCUCGCUCUAUCAUCUCAUGAGAAUAGAGAACCCGACGGCACUUUUCCCCAUCAGAACGAUGCAAAUUGGACCGGGGAAAAGCAAUUUCGCGGUCCAAGUGCUACAGCAGAAGCCUAGACCGCCACGGCGCACUGCGACUCUGCAGGCAGCGCGAGAACCGGACAAACCAGCGUCUCGGGACCAAAAAGACGCAAAGGACUGGGCGAUGCAUGCUGGGCCCGUCACAAUCCAAAAGCUCGCGUCUGUGGUAAGAUCGAAAAACUCCGGCCCGUUCGAGAUCACUCUUGACAUUCUGUUCGCCACUCGCACCGCCUUUGAUCGUGCACAGCGGUCCGAUGCUCUCACUGCUGAGCGGCUUCGAGCUCUCUAUCGGCUCGAGUCUCCUUCUGACAUCAUUACCAUCAUGUUCUAUCGGCCUGCUCUUGCUUGGAAGUGUACAUUCAAGCGGCCGUGGCCUCAAGGCUCAAUUGGAGAGCGGGACACCUUCGGGGCGCAAAUGCAUGCACCGCUGCUCUCACUUGCACUGCCCAAGGAUCCGUUAAUAGGAGACAGCUUGCGAGCUUCGCCAUGA